Molecule: messenger RNA, 2103 nt
Organism: Gracilinanus agilis (Agile Gracile Mouse Opossum)
Lineage: Eukaryota; Metazoa; Chordata; Mammalia; Didelphimorphia; Didelphidae
Gene: PIGS
Product: phosphatidylinositol glycan anchor biosynthesis class S
Exons: 12
Coding region: 1-1743 (580 amino acids)
Biological process (GO): attachment of GPI anchor to protein
Cellular component (GO): GPI-anchor transamidase complex
Source: RefSeq, a predicted model, not a curated record
AUGGCGGAAGGGAUCAUGGCGGAGCGAGGUCGAAUGGACCGCGUACGUGGGGACCGGCACCCGGAGCGGGACCGGAACCAGGCGUUGGCAGCGCUGACCAUGGACCCAGAGAAGAUCCGGGGCAAACAUGCUGCCCUUUGCUUUGCCACCAUGGCUGUCAUGCUGGGGCUGCCCCUGUGGUGGAAGACAACAGAAACCUACAGGGCCUCCCUGCCUUAUGCCCAGAUCAGCCAGCUGGACUCCUUGUUGAUUCGGCUCAGAGUUCCAGUGUCUGUGGUGUUUAUCCAGGGUUCUCUGCCCAUUGUGGAUCAGCAAAAACUGCCUUUCACAAUUGUAAAUGAGCGCGAUGUCCCACUGAAAUGCAAAAUGAAGCUCAAGAGCCGAUUCCAGCAGGCCUAUCGGAUGGCAGGGUCCCAUGAGGAGCGGGCCCUGAAAAUGGACACUAUUCAAGAGGCCGAAGCUGCAUUACCUUCACCAAAGGAGGAUACAGUGGGCUCACUGAACAUAUUUGUGAUCCCUGAAAAAUCCUCACUGCUCCCCCAGGACAAGAUGAGCUACAUUGGGCCCAAGAGGACCGCAUUCGUUCGGGGAGCCCAGGGACGGCAGGCCUUGACAGUGAUUGGCCAGAGAGUGCUGCAGGUGGCCCAGUCCAUGUCCCUGACUGAUGAGGUCCUUGCUGCUGCCUUGGGUGACCGCCUCCCAGAGGACAAGAGAGGCUCCGACAAGAGGCGGCCCCUUAAGGCCAGCCUGGGCUAUGAGAUAACCUUCAGUUUACUGAACCCUGAUCCCAAGUCCCAUGAGGUUCACUGGGACAUCGAGGGGGCAAUGGAAAGUUUUGUGCAACCCUUCCUGUCUCUGUUUGGCGCCCUCGGGAACUUCUCCAUGGACUCUCAGAUCCUGUACUAUGCCAUGCUGGGCGUGACUCCUCGCUUUGAUGCUGCCUCUUCCAGCUACACUCUGGCUGCACACAGCCUCCCCCAUGUCAUCAACCCCGUGGAGGCCCGUCUGGGAUCCAGCGCUGCCUCCCUCAACCCAGUGAUCAACUUCCUUCUAUAUGUGCCUGAGCGUGCCCACUCUCCCCUGUAUAUCCAGGACAAGGAUGGAGCCCGGGUAGCCACCAAUGCUUUCCAUAGCCCCCGCUGGGGUGGCAUCAUGGUGUAUAACGUUGACCCCAAAGCCUACAAUACCACCAGGUUCCCUGUGAAAGUCAAUGUGGACAUGGUACAAGUGAUGGAAGUGUUCCUGGCCCAGAUGCGGUUGCUUUUUGGGAUCCCUUAUCCUCAGAUGCCAGCAAACUAUGUUCUGGCAGAACCUCCAAGUGAAGGGCUGAGGUCCUGGGAACUGGACAGGCUGCUGUGGGCCCGCACCGUGGAGAACUUGGCUACGGUCACAACCACUCUGACCUCCCUUGCUGAGUUGCUAGACAAGAUUAGCAAUAUUGUUAUCAAGGAUGAUGUGGCUUCAGAGGUAUACCUAGCUGUGGAUGCUGUCCAUGAUACAAUAGUGGAGCUGGCUGCCGGGAACCUGCACUCUGCUUUCCAUGCCAGCCGGGAGGCAGUGACAUCUUCGGAGAAGGCCUUCUUUGACCCCUCCCUUCUUCACCUCCUCUACUUUCCUGAUGACCAGAAGUUUGCCAUCUACAUUCCCCUCUUCCUGCCCAUGGCAGUGCCCAUUUUCCUUUCCAUGAUCAAGAUCAUUCUGGAGAACCAAAAAAUCAGGAAGGAUAUUGAAAAGGUGGACUGAGUUUGAAGCACAAAGAAUGGGAGGCAAAGGGAAGCUGGGAUUGGGUGAAGAUGGUAGCUUGGAGAGUAGAUGAAUUAUUGCUCCUGGGAAGAGCUUGGUCCCAUUCUGGAGAGUCCUGAUUCUUUUGUGCAUCCUUUGUGUCCUCCUACAGAUCCUUUUGGCUAGAAGCCAAGCCUUCGUGGUGGGAUGGGGUGGGUGGGUGGGUGGCAGGCAGGCAGGGGGGCAAAGGGAAGGCCUUCCAAAAAGUCCCCUGCCCUGGGGUCUCCAGUCAGCAUAAGGGAUAAUAAGCCUAUUUGGUGGGAUGGGAGGGUUAGGGGAAAGGAGAAACAAAAGGAAAUAAACGUCUUUGUGUCAUCCUGU